Molecule: messenger RNA, 2670 nt
Organism: Fukomys damarensis (Damara mole-rat)
Lineage: Eukaryota; Metazoa; Chordata; Mammalia; Rodentia; Bathyergidae
Gene: Vps35
Product: VPS35 retromer complex component
Exons: 17
Coding region: 95-2485 (796 amino acids)
Biological process (GO): intracellular protein transport; retrograde transport, endosome to Golgi
Cellular component (GO): retromer complex; late endosome; retromer, cargo-selective complex
Source: RefSeq, a predicted model, not a curated record
GCUAGGGAGGGCGGGGUUGGGAGCCUCGCAGUCACCUGACUCCGGAGGCUCUUUGCGCGGUGGGUGCUCCUUGCUGCGUGCUCCUGGAGUCGCCAUGCCUACGACACAGCAGUCACCCCAGGAUGAACAGGAGAAACUCUUGGAUGAAGCCAUACAGGCUGUAAAAGUUCAGUCAUUCCAGAUGAAGAGAUGCUUGGAUAAAACCAAGCUUAUGGAUGCUCUGAAACAUGCAUCUAAUAUGCUUGGUGAACUCCGGACUUCAAUGUUAUCACCAAAGAGCUACUAUGAACUUUAUAUGGCUAUUUCUGAUGAACUGCACUACUUGGAGGUCUACCUGACAGAUGAGUUUGCUAAAGGAAGGAAAGUGGCAGAUCUCUAUGAACUUGUACAAUAUGCUGGAAACAUUAUCCCAAGGCUUUAUCUGUUGAUCACAGUUGGAGUUGUGUAUGUCAAGUCAUUUCCUCAAUCCAGGAAAGAUAUUUUGAAAGAUUUGGUAGAAAUGUGCCGUGGUGUGCAGCAUCCAUUGAGGGGUUUGUUUCUUCGAAAUUACCUUCUUCAGUGUACCAGAAACAUUUUACCUGAUGAAGGAGAGCCAACAGAUGAAGAAACAACUGGGGAUAUCAGUGAUUCCAUGGAUUUCGUAUUACUCAACUUUGCAGAAAUGAACAAGUUGUGGGUUCGGAUGCAGCAUCAAGGACAUAGCCGAGAUAGAGAAAAAAGAGAACGAGAAAGACAAGAGCUGAGAAUUUUAGUAGGGACAAAUCUGGUGCGCCUCAGUCAGUUGGAAGGUGUAAACGUGGAACGUUACAAACAGAUUGUUCUAACUGGCAUAUUGGAGCAGGUUGUGAAUUGUAGGGAUGCUUUGGCUCAAGAAUAUCUCAUGGAGUGUAUUAUUCAGGUUUUCCCUGAUGAAUUCCACCUCCAGACUUUGAAUCCUUUUCUUCGGGCCUGUGCUGAGUUACACCAGAAUGUAAACGUGAAAAAUAUAAUCAUUGCUUUAAUUGAUAGAUUAGCUUUAUUUGCUCAUCGUGAAGAUGGGCCUGGAAUCCCAGCAGAUAUUAAGCUUUUUGAUAUAUUCUCACAGCAGGUGGCUACAGUGAUACAGUCUAGACAAGACAUGCCUUCAGAGGAUGUAGUAUCUUUACAAGUCUCACUCAUUAAUCUUGCAAUGAAAUGUUACCCUGAUCGUGUGGACUAUGUUGAUAAAGUUCUAGAAACAACAGUGGAGAUAUUCAACAAGCUCAACCUUGAACAUAUUGCUACCAGUAGUGCGGUUUCAAAGGAACUCACCAGACUUUUGAAGAUACCGGUUGAUACGUAUAACAAUAUUUUGACAGUCUUGAAAUUAAAACAUUUCCACCCACUCUUUGAGUACUUUGACUACGAGUCCAGAAAGAGUAUGAGUUGUUAUGUGCUUAGUAAUGUCCUGGAUUAUAAUACAGAAAUUGUCUCUCAAGAUCAGGUGGAUUCCAUAAUGAACUUGGUGUCCACAUUGAUUCAGGAUCAGCCAGAUCAACCUGUAGAAGACCCUGAUCCAGAAGACUUUGCUGAUGAGCAGAGCCUUGUGGGUCGAUUCAUUCAUCUUCUUCGGUCUGAGGAUCCUGAUCAACAGUAUUUGAUCUUAAACACAGCACGAAAGCAUUUUGGAGCUGGUGGAAAUCAACGGAUUCGCUUCACACUGCCGCCUUUGGUAUUUGCAGCUUACCAGCUGGCUUUUCGAUACAAAGAGAAUUCUAAAGUGGAUGACAAAUGGGAAAAAAAAUGCCAGAAGAUUUUUUCAUUUGCUCACCAGACUAUCAGUGCUUUGAUCAAAGCAGAGUUGGCAGAAUUACCCUUAAGACUUUUCCUUCAAGGAGCACUCGCUGCUGGAGAAAUUGGUUUUGAAAAUCAUGAAACAGUAGCUUAUGAGUUCAUGUCCCAGGCAUUUUCCCUGUAUGAAGAUGAGAUCAGUGAUUCCAAAGCACAGCUGGCUGCCAUUACCUUGAUCAUUGGUACUUUUGAGAGGAUGAAAUGCUUCAGUGAAGAGAAUCAUGAACCCUUGAGAACUCAGUGUGCACUUGCUGCAUCCAAACUUCUGAAAAAGCCCGAUCAGGGCCGAGCUGUUAGCACCUGUGCACAUCUCUUCUGGUCGGGCAGAAACACAGACAAAAAUGGGGAGGAGCUUCAUGGAGGAAAGAGGGUCAUGGAGUGCCUGAAGAAAGCUCUGAAAAUAGCAAAUCAGUGCAUGGACCCCUCUCUACAAGUGCAGCUCUUUAUAGAAAUUCUGAACAGAUAUAUCUAUUUUUAUGAAAAGGAAAAUGAUGCGGUAACAAUUCAGGUCUUGAACCAGCUUAUCCAAAAGAUUCGAGAAGACCUCCCAAACCUUGAGUCCAGUGAAGAAACAGAGCAGAUUAACAAACAUUUUCAUAACACACUAGAGCAUUUGCGUUUGAGGCGAGAAUCACCAGAGUCUGAGGGGCCAAUCUAUGAAGGUCUUGUCCUUUAAAAAAAAACAGCCUACUCCUUUUCAUGUUCAUUCAAUAAGGGUUUUAUUAAACUAGGCCUCCCUUCCAUAAAUUGUGCCUUUCAGAAAUGCUGAGGUAGGUUUCCUGUUUCUAAUCUGUGAUGUGUUUUAUUCAGCACCUCCAAACACUCACCUUCAGAACCUUAAUAAAGUUAUUCACUUCAUAA